Messenger RNA from Eleginops maclovinus (Patagonian blennie), 3216 nucleotides. Its product is annotated as indian hedgehog B protein-like. NCBI's taxonomy places the organism in Eukaryota, Metazoa, Chordata, Actinopteri, Perciformes, Eleginopidae. Gene Ontology annotation, biological process: protein autoprocessing; smoothened signaling pathway; cell fate specification. Gene Ontology annotation, molecular function: calcium ion binding; patched binding. The transcript has 4 exons. Bases 540 to 1844 code for a protein of 434 amino acids. The record is from RefSeq and is a predicted model, not a curated record.
ACUGGCAGGGUGCGGUCUGAAGUGGCAACAGAUCGUUUUGGAUCACUCAAAUCCGUUCAAUUCAACUGGAAAGCUGCAGCUUGUUGCACGCCGGUCGCAUAUGCAGAGACCAGCCAAGCAGCGGGUGAAAGUGGCCGGUGUUGUGACAGUUUCACACAGCAAAAGAAAAAGAGGGAGAGAAACCACAACACUGCAACUUGGAUAUCAGUAACCGCUCUCUCUCUCUUUAACUAUCUCGCCCACCAAAUCGACUUUGAACCUGUUUGUUUAAAUACACGGACUUUACAGCCUACACACUUACUGUUGAUUCUGUAAGGCGGAGGGAGCGAAGUUUCUCAAUUGUGGGUCCAUUUUUUGGAGCUGCUAAAAAAACUUUUUGGUGUCCUCAUGGUGCCUGGAGCUGCCAAGGUGAGCGACUUUUAUCCGAGUCUUUCGGACGUGAUGUUGCGACUGUCACGGACGAUGGAGUCGGGAACUGAGCUGGGGAGGUACUGAAGACAUCUCUCUCCCCAGGGAGAGUCCUCCCUCCCCCCGGGGCGAUGCGGAUCUCCUUCCUCCUCCUCACCACCUCUCUGUGUGCCUUGGUCCUCCUCCUCGCACCUGCCUCGGAGGGCUGCGGGCCGGGGAGGGGGUACGGCAAGAGGCGGCUCCCGAAGAAGCUCAUCCCGCUUGCUUACAAGCAAUUCAGUCCCAACGUCGCCGAGAAGACCCUGGGAGCCAGCGGGAGACCCGAGGGCAAAAUAACGCGCAACUCCGAGCGCUUUAAAGAACUGACACCAAAUUACAACACAGAUAUUAUCUUCAAAGAUGAGGAGGACACUGGCGCCGACAGGCUCAUGACCCAGCGUUGCAAAGACAAGUUAAACUCUCUAGCCAUCUCUGUGAUGAACAUGUGGCCAGGUGUUAAGCUGAGAGUGACUGAGGGCUGGGAUGAGGAUGGUCAUCAUUCAGAGGACUCGUUGCACUAUGAGGGACGUGCUGUUGAUAUCACCACAUCAGACAGGGACAGAAACAAGUAUGCCAUGUUGGCCCGACUGGCAGUAGAAGCUGGAUUUGACUGGGUCUACUACGAGUCCAAAGCCCACAUUCACUGUAGCGUUAAGUCAGAACAUUCUGUUGCCGCCAAAACCGGUGGCUGUUUCCCUGGUGAUGCUCAGGUUAUCCUUCAGGGCGGGGCUACUAAACAGAUGCAUGACCUUCACCCCGGUGACCGAGUCUUGGCCUCUUCAAUGACAAAUGGUCGUGGCCCCCUUCUCUACAGUCCAGUCCUGUCCUUUCUGGACCACCAACCCAACACCUCAAAGAUCUUCUACAUCAUUGGCACCAACAGAGGACUUAAUAUUACUCUCACAGCCGCUCACCUGAUCUUUGUCACAGACUGCACUGAUGAGCAGAAUCAGCCAAAGUUGGACGAGACAGCUGAAAAGGGCUCCAUACCAAAGGACAGGCCUCGAUGGAAAGCAGAUCUGAGGACAGUAUUUGCCAGUGAAGUCCAACCUGGACAGUGCAUACUUACAUCACAAGGGAAAGUGGGCUUACAGGCUACACCUUCUGUAGUUACCUUUGUAGAAGAACAGAGGAGAACCGGGCUGUAUGCCCCACUAACCCAGCAUGGGUCCAUAGUGGUGAAUGGUGUGCUGGCAUCCUGCUAUGCUGCUGUGGACAAUCACCAUUUGGCCCACUGGGUCCUGGCGCCACUGAGGUUCUUCUACAGCCUGAUCGGACCCUCAGAACCUCAGACUGAUGGCCUGCACUGGUACACUUGGCUUCUACAGAGGCUGGGGCAAAUGCUAUUGGGUGCUGGACACUUCCACCCCUUGGGGAUCGAGCAAGUACAAAGAUAGGAGUCACAGUGACAUGUUACACUCUGAUGACUUCUUUCACCUUUUUCAGGCAGACACAAAGCACAGAUAAACAACCAUCAACUAUACUUGCCUGUAUUUGCUAAACAUCAACAAAUUAUUUUUACUUUUGGAAAUUCAAUUUCAUUCAUUCCAGAUAAUUUAGAGGACCGAAAUGACAAUCAAAUUCAGUUAAAAUGAAAAAAGGAAGACAAUCAAUUUCAUUUUUACUUUUGUACUGUAUUACAUGUCUUAAAAUGUGUGUUGCUGGAGAUCAAACUGGGGUUAACUGAUAUAAUAAGAGAACAUUUUAUACAUUUUAAACAUUUUGGGAGCGCUAAGCUUCACAGAAGACAUGAAGGAUACAUUUGAGGAGGAAUGAAGAAAAUUGAGAAACCUAGUGACUGAACUAGGUGUGAUUUGAAGCUAAUAUGUACAUAGGUAUUUAUUCUGUUAGGAAUUGUUAAAAUGUUCUGUCAUCAUCAAAUCAUUCCUGCAGUCAAUUGUACUUCUCUUUUAUCGAGCCGAGACUGUAUAUUCUAAUUCAUUUCCAAAAUAAUAUUUAACUUGACCAUGAUGGAGGAAGUUCUGUAUAUUUGAAUGACAGAAAAAUGAUAAUGGACACUGUGUGUAUAAUUACCAAUGCAAGGCAAAUGCAUGAGUUAAUAAUGGCCAUGCUGUCAAUCUGUUUUUCAAAGUAUGUCAUCUGCUUCAUUAUCUCAAAUGGAUUCAUGUGGUUUAUCUAUACAUCUUCAUGGUUUUUUCUAUCAGUUAUUUUAUUUAAAAUGUAUUUUGUGACAUGUUUUCAUUGUUUCAGGUUUUCAAUUUCCGGUCAGUAGUAUCUACUUAAGUUAUACACAACACUCAGGCUGUAUUCAACUACUGUAUUAAGCAACAGCUAUGCAUAACAUUAAAUUAGAGAUAGUUACUUGAUAACUCUCCUUUGCAUUGAUUUAUUUUUUAUUCCAUCUAUCACACUAGACUUAAACCCUUGACUGGCAAAGGUACAGCAAUUUUGUUGCUAUAGUCAGCAGAUGUGAUGGAUGGCUGAAUGAAAAUUAAUAUUAACAUAAUAUAAGUGUUUGUCCAGGUUGUCACUUAUUGAGCAUGUCAACUCAAACUUUGCUAUCUAGGAGCUCCAAGGCGUUUCUCUAUAUGCCUUCUUAAAAACAUGUGUCACAUAUGUAUAUUAAGCUAUCGUUGGAGAGAAUAUUUAAAGAUCUAUUUUUUAGAAAAUAAUGUAAACUAUUAUUAUUUUUUGGCAAUUCUGUCCCUACAAUUUGUAUUUGAAACAUAAAGUUGUUGUUUAUGAACCAAAUCUACUCUGUGCUUUAUUUAAUGGCAACAUAUUUAUUAAAGAUCUCAUGACGGCAAA